UUUGAAUUUAAACUGGAGUGUUUAAUAAAAAUAUUUGUUACGAAUCGCGAUUAAACAAAACAUUUAAAGAAUGUUCCAUAAUGAUGACGACGAUGAUGAAUCAAUAUUAGUUGAUGAUGGGAAUGAUGGUGAUGAUGAUGAGGAGGAUGAUGUGACGUCCAGGAUCCGAGCGUUACAAGAUACAAUUGCAAACAAGAAGAAAGAACUUCAUAUACUUGAACGGAGGUUGAGUCAUUUGUUGGAAAAGCAGCAGACGAAAGUAAAGUACUCGCCACCGAUAAGUGAGCAGAAAUUGACCAACGAUGAAAUCCUGAGAUACAGCCGCCAGCUUAUUCUGCCUGAGAUCGGCGUUAAAGGUCAGUUGAAACUGAAGCACUCAUCAGUGUUGAUCGUUGGUUGUGGGGGCCUUGGAUGUCCUGUAGCCCUCUAUCUGGCAGGGGCUGGUGUAGGCAAAUUAGGGUUAGUGGAUUAUGACGUGGUGGAGGUGAGCAACUUGCACAGGCAGAUAGGCCACAACAUGGAGACCGUCAACAAACUCAAGUGCUCCUCACUGGCCAGCACAUGCCACAGAUUGAAUCCCGAAGUAAAGAUCAGAGAAUACCCACUUCAACUCAACAGUGAUAACGCCCUGGACAUCAUUGCACAGUAUGACGUAGUGGUAGAUGGAAGCGACAACGUGGCCACCAGGUACUUGCUGAAUGAUGCCUGCGUUCUCAGCCGCAAGCCUCUCGUCUCCGGAAGUGUCCUAAAAUUUGAAGGACAGCUGACAGUGUACAACUACGACAGUUCAACUCCUUGCUACCGAUGUCUCUACCCUCAACCACCCAACUCUGUCACCAACUGUUCUGAUGGGGGCGUGCUAGGGCCUGUUGUCGGUCUUAUUGGCACGUUACAAGCCAUAGAAACGAUUAAAAUACUCGUUGGAAGACCACCAACGUUUGCCAAGCGGUUGUUGCUGUUUGAUGGGAUGGAUGGGUUGAUCAGGAGUGUUAAGUUGAGGAACAAGAAGCUGGAUUGUUGCGUGUGUGGCAGUCAUCCUUCCAUUCAUCAGCUUGUUGAUUACGUUCAGUUUUGUGGAGCUGGCCCUGACGACAAGGAAAAGCCGGUCAGUUUACUUGAUCCCGUUGACCGAAUAACUGUCAAGGCCUACAAAGACAUGCUGGAUCGAGGUGUCAGUCACGUGCUUGUUGACGUCAGGGAACCCGUGGAGUUGGAAAUAUGUCAGCUACCCUGUCUGUCCGUCAAUGUCAGAAUGAGAAACUUGGGCAAGCCGGACACCAAAACGUUGAUCCUCACUCAGUUGGAGAAGUGUCAGUCCAACAAAGUUGUCGUCUUGUGUCGUCGCGGCAACGAUUCGCAAGAAGCUGUCAUCAAGUUGAGGCAACUAUUGCAGAACUCCUUUGCUGCUGCUGCUGCUGAUGUCGAUGAUGCUCACACUGGUGAUGAUAAUGAUGCUAGUAGCUCUGGCGAUAGUGGUAGUAGUUUUAAAGAGGAUGAUAAUUUUCCUAAUUACGAAACAGCUUGCGAAGCCACCACACCAACUACUGCUGAUUCUAUCACAAACUCUAGUGACGAUAGUAUCAAAAAUGUCAAUAAUAAUAAUAAUAAUAAUAAUAACAAUAAUAAUAUGAAUAAAAAGAAGAACAGUAAUAAUAAAAAUAAUUGCGCACUGGAUGCGGAGGGAGUGUAUGAAUAUUAUGUAGUUGACAUUGUGGGCGGGCUGUAUGCGUGGAAGAAACACGUUGAUAAGGACUUUCCCAUCUAUUAGCUGGUUGCUUCUUUUUCUCUUCAAGUUUAAAAUAUCUAUGAAAUUGUUUUAUAUUUUGAAAAAGAAAUUUUAAAAAUUUGUUAA
This is a messenger RNA of Helobdella robusta, 1852 nucleotides long. RefSeq lists its product as hypothetical. Gene Ontology annotation, molecular function: thiosulfate-cyanide sulfurtransferase activity; adenylyltransferase activity; URM1 activating enzyme activity. Gene Ontology annotation, biological process: protein urmylation; tRNA wobble position uridine thiolation. The transcript has 13 exons. Lineage: Eukaryota; Metazoa; Annelida; Clitellata; Rhynchobdellida; Glossiphoniidae. Gene Ontology annotation, cellular component: cytosol; cytoplasm. Bases 71 to 1768 code for a protein of 565 amino acids. The record is from RefSeq and is a predicted model, not a curated record.